GGGCAUUAAGGAAGAAGGCAGGGAGUAUCAAUGACAUCAACCAGCAGUAUCUGAGGCCGCCCGAUCAGCAAUGCUCUCCCGUCAAAAGGGCUGAGGAGCAGCCGUGACCCGCUGCGCUCCCGAGAGCUCAGACAGACGACAGUCCGGACAGGACGGUGGGGGGAACGCCGGCGAUGUGAGCAUGCAGCCUCCUCAAAGACAGACCUUUCUCUGAGUGGAGCUCUGCUGCCGCUGGAUUACAUUUAUCCUUGCUGUUUCCAAGGAGGCUUCCAGCUGCAAAUCCACCCACAUGAAUCUAGCAGACCUUAAAGAAGAAAGAGCACUUCCGACCAAGAGUGCUCACCCGUGUUAAGUAAAGCCCUCUCCACAUCUCCGUCAUCUCCAACCAGUCCAACAGUGGUGCCAUGCCUCUGUCUAAGCCAGGUAGAGUUAUGGCCCAGUACAGGCAGCCCAUCCUGGGGCUCUGCCUUCGUCCAUCUCCCCUGUGUCUGCUGCUGCCUUUGAUCAUCUUCCUAACCAGACCUUGGAGCAGCGUGUGUGGAGCACUAGCUUCACCAAAGUUCACCAAGAUUCCCACUGACCAGAUUGGAGUGUCAGGGGGUGUGGCGUCAUUUGUGUGCCAGGCCACUGGCAAUCCCAAGCCUGUCGUCUACUGGAACAAGAAGGGCAAGAAGGUCAACUCUCAGCGUAUCGAGACCAUAGAGUUUGACGAGGGUGCAGGUGCUGUGCUGAGGAUCCAGCCGCUCAGAGCACCCCGAGAUGAGAACACCUACGAGUGUGUGGCACGCAACAGUGAUGGAGAGGUGUCUGUCACUGCAAAGCUGUCCAUUAUCAGAGAGGACCUGUUGCCGUUUGGCUUUCCCAGCAUAGACAUGGGUCCACAGCUGAAGGUAGUGGAGCGGACAAGGACGGCCACCAUGCUCUGCGCUGCCAGCGGCAUCCCUGACCCAGAGAUCUCCUGGUUCAAGGACUUCCUGCCUGUCGAGCCUGGCACCAGCCAGGGUCGUAUCAAACAGCUUCGAUCAGGAGCGUUGCAGAUUGAGAACAGCGAAGAAACAGACCAAGGGAAGUAUGAGUGCGUGGCCACCAACUCGCAAGGCGUGCGCUAUUCUUCUCCUGCAAACCUUUACGUGAGAGAGCUUCGAGAAGGAGCGACAGACACAUUGCGCCGUGUGCCCCCUCGUUUCUCUAUCUCCCCUUCCAACCAUGAGAUCAUGCCAGGAGGGAGUGUCAACAUCACCUGCGUGGCUGUGGGUUCACCCAUGCCUUACGUUAAGUGGAUGCUGGGCAGUGAGGACCUGACCCCUGAGGAUGAAAUGCCUAUUGGACGAAAUGUGCUGGAGCUCAAUAGUGUCCGGGAGUCUGCAAACUACACCUGUGUGGCCAUGAGUAGCCUUGGUAUCAUCGAGUCCGUCGCCCAGGUCUUAGUCAAGACUUUACCAAAGCCUCCUGGCACCCCUAUCGUCACGGAAACUACAGCCACCAGUGUGACCAUCACCUGGGACUCUGGCAAUCCAGACCCCGUCUCUUACUACAUCAUUCAGUAUCGAGCCAAAGGGCCAGACAGCAAGUACGAGUCGGUGGACAGCAUCACCACCACCCGCUACAGCAUCGGUGGGCUGUAUCCUAAUACUGAGUAUGAAAUAAGAGUGUCAGCCUAUAACAGCAUCGGCCAGGGUCCCCCCUCUACUCGUGUGGAGGCUCGCACAGGAGAGCAAGCCCCUGCAAGUCCUCCACGAAAUGUCCAUGCCCACGUCAUUUCUGAGAACACUGUGAUGGUCCGCUGGGAGGAACCAGAGGAGCCCAACGGACAGGUAAAAGGGUAUCGCGUGUACUACACCAUGGACCCAUCCCUGCCUAUGAAUGAGUGGCAGAUCCAUAAUGUUCAGGAUAGCGUGAUCACCACCAUUCAGAACCUUGUAACCUCAGAGACCUACACCAUCCAAGUCCUUGCCUUCACCUCUGUAGGAGAUGGCCCUUUCUCAGACCCUGUUCAUGUCAAAGUCUUGCGUGGUGUUCCAGGUCAACCAGGCAAGUUUAAAGUUGGUAAAGUCACAGACACCAGCAUUGAGCUGACCUGGGAACCUGCAUACACCAAGGAGAAAAUAGUCAACUAUGAGCUGCUCUACAAGCCUGUCAAGUUUGGCAGCUUGGAGAAGCUGACCUUCGGGCCGAGGAACUCUUACACCGUGGAGGGUCUGAAAGCGAACACUGAGUACUCUUUCUCUUUGGCCGCCAUCUCAAACAAAGGCAUCGGGGCUUUCACUAAUGAACUGGUGCAGAGGACGUCACAAGCUAAGCCCUCAGCUGCACCAGAGGGUGUGUCCUGCGAGAGUGCCAGCUCCACCUCGCUGAGAGUAAGUUGGAGGCCACCUCCAAUGGAGGGCCACAAUGGCGAGCUGGCAGGUUAUGAGCUGAAAUACCAACGAGUUUCUGGGGCAGGAGGUGGAGGUCAGGGCCUGGAGGUGAAAGGGCCAGCUGUCCCAGCCCAGCAGGGGCAGACUGUUGUAGACGGGCUGGAGAAGUGGAGCUGGUACAACAUCACCAUGGCAGCCUCCACUGCAGAGGGGCGUGGACCCACUAGUCCAGGUGUGCUUUGCAGAACAGAUGAGGAUGUUCCCAGUGCAGCCCCUCGUCAAGUGGAUGUCCAACCUCUCAAUUCCUCCGCACUUCGAGUCACGUGGCGCUCUGUGUUGCCACGGUUACGGCAUGGCCAAAUCCGUGGCUACCAGGUGCAUUUCAGCCGAGCAGAAAGCGGCGAAUCACGCACCCUACCCCAGAUCAAAGACCUCUUGUUGGAUGAGUCUCAGAUGGAAGAGGAUAAUUCGACUCAGUAUGAGCUGAUUUUAGGAGGUUUGAAAGCAGAGACUUUGUACUCUGUUUCGGUGGCAGCGUACACCACCAAAGGGGAUGGAGCACACAGCAAAGCCAAGCUGGUGCAGACCACUGGGAUUGUGCCUGGCUCCCCCUCCCUUUGGGUGCGUCCAGGAUCGUGUUCAUCAGUGGUGGUGAGGUGGGCUCCUCCGCUGGAUUGCUCCGAGAAAAGCUCUGAUAGCCGGGGGGUCCCAGUGGAAAUCCAGGGCUACCGCCUACAGUUUGGCCUGAAGAAUACUUCUUUAAACACCACAGCGGAUUUUACACAUCGUGAGAGAAACUUCACUGUCAGACAGCUCUCCCCAGGCUCCUCCUACAUCUUUGUCCUCUCUGCAAAGAGCCGAGCAGGCUACGGAGAUGUGGCACAGCAGGAAAUAACAAUUCCCAUGUUUCCACCCGUAGGAUACCCGAAAAUAACUGACUGGGUUAAUGCCACUUGCUGCUCCCUCCAGUUCUCCUGGUUGCCCCCUGCCCCAAAUGAGUGCAAGAGUGUCAUUACUGAGUACACUGUUGCAUAUAAAAAGGCUGCAUCCACCAAACCUUCUGUUUACCUAGGCCCCUCUGCCUUACCGGCCCCUUCUGCUCCUCCAUGGCUGAUCACACUGCCAGCAAGUGAAUCCAGCUACACCAUCCUGGGGCUCAAUCAUAGCACAGCCUACGAGGUGCAGCUCAGAGCCGACAACAAGGCAGGGCCAGGGCCCUUCAGUCCUCCUUUGGUGUCAAUCACCCUGGCCUUUGAAACAGAUGUGCCGAGGAAUUUUUCAGUUAAUCUGGCCACAAAGACCAGUGUUCUUCUCACCUGGGAGUUUCCAGAGACCAGCAACUCCUAUCGCUUUAUUGUGGAGUACAACCGUCAGAAGAUGGAAGUGGACGCACGCCUGAGAAAGGCAGUCAUCCCAAACCUCCAGCCUGACACCAGCUAUGACUUUAAAAUCACAGCUCCUGAAGGCAACAUGGGAGGCCUCCGUCACCGCAUAACCGCCAAGACAUCCCCACUAAUCUCCAUCCGCCGUCCUGAGAUUGACCACACCCGAGAAACCGAAACCACUGUCACUAUCAUCUUGCCAUCUAUGGAAACCCAUACUCCCGUCAAGAAUGUUUAUGUUGUUGUGGUUCCGUUGCGGAGAGUCCGUGGCAGCCUCAAACAGCUCAAGAGCCCAGAUGAAAUGGACUUAGAGGAGCUGUUGAAAGACAUUAGUCAAAGGCAGAGGGAUUCUCGGCAACAGAAGCAGGUGGACCUGAGGCGGGCUUACAUCACAGCUCGUUUCACACCUGCCACCCUGCCAGCUUUCUUCACUCUGGGGGACCAGCUGGACUACGGAGGCUUUGAGAACCGAGCUCUGGAGCCGGGGCAGGAGUAUGUUUUCUUCAUCCUGGCUGAGCUGAACUCCACAACAGGGAAGAUGUAUGUGGCCAGCCCCUACACAGAAUCAGUGAUUGCCCCAGAUUCAGACCCCCAGCCUUUUGAUGCAGGUGACGGUCUGAUCUGGGUGGUGGGACCUGUCCUGGCUGUAGUCUUCAUCAUCUGCAUCGUUAUUGCUAUCCUCCUCUACAAAAACAAACCUGACAGGUGUCUGUCCAGCAAACGCAAAGACUCUGAACCAGGAACCAAGAGCCUUUUGAGCAAUGCUGAGAUGAUGGCCCAUCACCCAACAGACCCCGUGGAGAUGAGACGCAUCAAUUUCCAAACUCCCGGAAUGAUGAGCCACCCUCCCAUCCCCAUCAGCGAGCUGGCUGAGCACAUUGAGCUCCUGAAAGCUAACGACAACUUGAGACUCUCCCAAGAGUAUGAGUCAAUUGACCCUGGUCAGCAAUUCACCUGGGAGCACUCCAACCUGGAGGUCAACAAGCCCAAAAACCGCUAUGCUAAUGUCAUAGCAUACGACCACACCAGAGUCAUCCUGGCUCCCAUAGAAGGGAUCCUGGGAAGCGAUUAUGUCAAUGCCAACUACAUUGAUGGCUACAGGAAGCAGAAUGCCUACAUCGCUACUCAGGGACCACUGGCAGAAACAUUUGGGGAUUUCUGGAGGAUGGUGUGGGAACAGCGGACUGCUUCGGUUGUCAUGAUGACACGCCUGGAGGAAAAGUCACGAAUAAAGUGUGAUCAGUACUGGCCGAGUCGCGGCACAGAGACAUAUGGGAUGAUCCAGGUCACACUGCUGGACACAAUGGAGCUUGCCACUUUCUGCGUUCGCACCUUUUCCCUGCAUAAGAGUGGAAGCAGCGAGAGGAGGGAGGUGCGUCAGUUCCAGUUCACGGCUUGGCCUGACCAUGGUGUGCCAGAGUAUCCCACCCCCUUCCUAAACUUCCUCCGCAGGGUCAAAGCCUGCAACCCUCCUGAUGCCGGACCCAUUAUUGCUCACUGCAGUGCUGGUGUUGGUCGCACUGGCUGCUUUAUCGUCAUCGAUGCCAUGCUGGAGCGCAUUCGACAUGAGCGCACUGUGGACAUCUAUGGUCAUGUGACCUUAAUGCGCUCACAGAGGAACUACAUGGUGCAAACAGAGGACCAAUAUAGCUUCAUUCACGAGGCCCUGCUGGAGGCCGUGGCCUGUGGGAACACUGAGGUGGCCGCCCGGAGUCUGUACUCCUAUAUGCAGAAGCUGUCCAAGGUGGAGCCUGGAGAACAUGUCACCGGCAUGGAGCUGGAGUUUAAGCGCCUGGCUAACACCAAAGCCCACACAUCCCGGUUUGUCACAGCCAACCUCCCCUGCAACAAAUUCAAGAACCGACUGGUGAACAUCAUGCCCUACGAAACCACUCGUGUAUGCCUGCAGCCUAUCAGAGGCCUGGAAGGCUCCGACUACAUAAACUCCAGUUACAUAGAUGGAUACAGGCAGCAAAAAGGCUACAUUGCCACCCAAGGUCCACUGGCUGAGACUACGGAGGACUUCUGGAGGAUGCUGUGGGAACACAACUCCACCAUAGUGGUCAUGCUGACUAAGCUGAGAGAAAUGGGGCGGGAGAAGUGUCACCAGUACUGGCCCGCCGAGCGCUCUGCCAGGUAUCAGUACUUUGUGGUGGACCCAAUGGCAGAGUACAACAUGCCUCAGUACAUCCUACGAGAGUUCAAAGUUACAGAUGCCAGGGAUGGCCAGUCAAGAACAGUGCGCCAGUUCCAGUUCACUGAUUGGCCAGAGCAAGGCGUGCCUAAGUCCGGGGAGGGCUUCAUCGACUUCAUUGGCCAAGUCCACAAAACCAAGGAGCAGUUUGGCCAGGACGGACCAAUCACCGUUCACUGCAGUGCUGGCGUGGGGCGGACCGGUGUCUUCAUCACUCUGAGUAUUGUCCUGGAGAGGAUGCGUUACGAAGGGGCAGUGGACAUCUUCCAAACUGUCAAAAUGCUGCGGACACAGAGACCAGCCAUGGUUCAGACUGAGGAUGAGUAUCAGUUCUGCUACCAGGCUGCUCUGGAAUACUUGGGUAGCUUUGACCACUAUGCAACGUAAGAAAAGUGACAACCAUUCAUCCAUCAUUCUGCUUUGAGGUCCACAAAACAAUCCAACAAUUGACAGAAGAGACGGACGGUCAGAAACAACGUGAACUUUGAACUUUUUUUGGAAGCAAGAUUUAAAGACCAAUUCUACACCAAUGAAUGACAAAAACAGCAACAAGAAAUCUCUAACAGCACACUCACUCAUCAGUAGUGUUCCUGAUGGGUGUGGAGACUAAUCCAUGUGUAAUCCAUAUACUUACCUCAGUGUUCCAGUGUGAAGGACGUAUAAUACAUGUGUGUUGUGGUCAGCUAUCUCCAAUAUGAACCAGUGAAAUACAAAUAGCUUCUGAACAGGGGUUAUGAUACUCUAUAUGUAUAAAAUAGAAAAAGAUUUAAAAAAAAAACACACAAAGAGCCUGGAUAUUUGCUGCACCCUAAAUGGGCUUUUUAUCCUCAACUUUGUAUCUAUUGGUUAGAUGUUCUAAAGGAGUUACAAAGUGAACAUUUCUAUGUGUCUGGGAGUCUAUUUCAAAGGCGUCUACUGCCACCACAGGUAGUUCUGACUACAGUCUGAAGCAGAUGUCUUGGUUAUGCAUCAGCAGAAGCCUACAGUAUGAACUCGCCACCCUGAGGACUUUUAGAGGAGCAUGUGGACUCUCAUUUACCAGAUGCACAGUGCCAAGAGAAACCAAGCAGCACGAACAAGAACUGUGGCCUAUAAGGAGAGAUGGCUCCUUUUAUCAUCUAGCAAAACAUGAAUAGUCAGACAGCUUUGGGAAAAAAAAAAAAAAGGUCAAGCAUCAGAAAAUUACCCCCACCCCCCAAAAUCGAGUCCUCGCUAAAUAACAGCUGGUCCAAGAACAACAAUUACAGCCCGUAACUGGGCUAAGACUUGUAGUUCAAUGCAUUCCUCACUGAAUAAAACUUGCUUGCUAUUGACUGUAGUUCCUGUUCAUCCUCCAGCUCAGCUCCUCUUGAUGUCAGUCCCAUUUUGUCAGUUCAGCUGUGGCCUAUUGAAAGAGAAGUGGUGAAAGAACUGAGCUCCAGCCAGUUUAUUUAUCACUCUGUUCUCAGCCCAUCACUGUAGAUUUUUGUUCAUUCUUAAUGUAUUUCUUUGCCUUAUGCUGAUGUUUUUCUUGUCUUUUUACAUGCUGCCUAAUACGUUUUCAUUUUGUGCUAAUGGUUUAUUGUCGUACAUUAUCUUCACUUGAGGACAAAGUUGUCUCAUGUUCAUCUUGCUCCUCUGAAGCGUCCCUACUUGAAUUGCACCACUUUACAGUGAAAUCCUUCAUCUAUUUUUACUACUUAAGGCUACUGGCAAUGAAAGAUAAUGAAAGAAAUUCUGAAAAUAUUCAGAGUAUGUGGUAGAGUCGCUCACUUUCAGCAAUUCUCUCCUCGCUCCAAACUUAGAAACCACAUAGAAUUUUCUCUGUUCCCCAAAUUUCUCUGUACAGAAGCUCCCAACUUUACUGAUUGACGUGUUACCCUCUGUCUAAUCCCAGUACAACCGCACAAAACCCUGUGUAUGUUUUCUUAAUUUGACAUAUGAUCAGAAUUGGUCCAGUGUGGUGAUUAAAGAGCACAGCGAUGUCCUGGUAUAUCAGACAUCUUUGGGCAAAUUCACCAAUUUUGUACAUACAGUCUUAUCAUUGGAGUCCUAUACAGUACAGUUACAUAUGUCUGAGCACAAGAUAUAAUGUGGGAUUGGAUGUGACGUAGUACUUAUUGUCGCAAAAAAAAGCCUUAUAGUUAUCAUUCACUUUGUCAUAUUUAUUUCAGAUGAUUUUUAAAGAUAUUUAUUAUUCUAUUUUGUUAAUUUUUAUGUUUUUUUAUUUAUUUGGGAUUUCUAACAAUUAUAACCAAUAAGAUGUUGUAACUUGUUAUUUUGGCGAGCCAAUAUUGAAGUAUGAUAUUGUCACUGUUUUUUUUUUUUUUUGUUUUUUUUUUUGUUUGUUUGUUUGUUUGUUUUUAUGAUUAUUUUUAAUGGUCAGUUUUGGUGCUUUUUUAUUUGCUUUGUUAUGAUAAAGUAUGCCCUCUGUGUAGGGUGCUAUUUGAUACUGAUUACUGAUGUCUGACUAGUUAUCUAGAGAUGUACAUUAGAAGCAGAACUAGUUUAAGUUUACAGUGAUGACCUUUUGAUGCCCUCCCCCCAUUCAGCCUACAUAGCUACAACAGCGGUGGGAUCAUAGCAGCUGAGGCAGGUUCCACCCCUCUGUGACAGGUUUAAGGGCAUCAGAGAAGUUAGAUAUAUAGAGUCGGCUUAUCAGGGAGAACCUCCUGAUAAGCUGUUGAUGUUUAGUUUGCUUGAAAGCACAUGGUAGCAAGCGUAUUUUUGACAGAGAAUGGAUAUGAAUUGCCUAGCUACACACUUUACGCACCCUCAAAAGUUAUUGUUUAAAUCUGAAAUUAUUCUCAUAUGAACUCUAUGUGUGGUCCACAAGUCUUGACGAUGUUUGACAUAUAUGAAAUAUGUUAUUCCUUCAAUUUCUAAUGAUUAUUGUGUCAAGAGAAAUAUUAAAGUCACACAUGAAACAUAAUAUGAAAUGUGUUGAGGGCCAGCUCUGAUGAUGCCAUCCCCCUCACUUAUGUACUUGUUCUUUUCUUUCAAACCAUAGAUGUAGAUAUUGUAUCUUGACUUUGUAUUAAAAGCAGAAUGAUUGGAUAUACAGCACACUGA
Molecule: messenger RNA, 8984 nt
Organism: Melanotaenia boesemani (Boeseman's rainbowfish)
Lineage: Eukaryota; Metazoa; Chordata; Actinopteri; Atheriniformes; Melanotaeniidae
Product: receptor-type tyrosine-protein phosphatase S-like
Exons: 37
Coding region: 405-6320 (1971 amino acids)
Biological process (GO): protein dephosphorylation
Molecular function (GO): protein binding; protein tyrosine phosphatase activity
Source: RefSeq, a predicted model, not a curated record